UUUGGCUGAGAUGUUCUUAAAGCAAUCCAGUAACGCCGACGGGGGUCGACGGCGGCCGCAAUGGCCGCCGAUGUCGAUGCGCCGAUGCGCCGCUUGGCGGAGAUGGCCCCCGGCUUCCUGCACGAGAAGGCGGCGGUGGAGCCUUUCGAUUUCGGCCCUGGGCGCGGCUGGGGCAUGCGCGCGUUGCGGCAGGUGUCCGAGGGGGAGGCCGUGCUGCACCUGGACUCGCGCAUGGCGCUCACCACCGGCCGCGCGCGGGCGCUGCUGGCGGCGUGGGCCGUCGAGGCCGCGGCCGCGGACGGGGUGCCCCCGCGGCCGGCGCCCUUCGCGGCCGUCAGCGAGCUCGUCGUCGGCCAGGUGGUCCGCGUGCUGGAGGACCAGCAAGCGGUGCUGAAUGCUUGCCGUGACUGCGGCAUCGGCGAGGACAACGACGCGGCGAGGUGCGCCGUCCUGGGCCGCUGCGCCCGCGUGCGCGAGCUCGACGCCUCGGACGGCAGCGCGGAGGUGCGCGCGGCGGGCGGCGAGCCCGUCUGGCUCGCCGCCGCCGCGCUGGAGGCCGCGCCGCCCGCGGAGGCCGCAGCGCUCGUUGGGGACGAGGACCCGCAGGCACCCUCGGCGGCGCUGCGAGGCGCCUCCCCGUCGGCCGCGGGCGCGCCGCUGGCGCUGGCGGCCUACGCGGCCGCGGUGCCGGCCGCCUUCGGCUCGCCGCUGUUCUGGACGGAGCAGGAGCUGGACGAGCUCGAGGGCAGCAACUACGCGGCGCGCGCGCGGGGCAUGCGCGCGGAGGCGCUGGCGGCGCACCGCGCGCUGUCGGCGACCUUCGGCCGCGCCCUGGCGGUGGACGCCGAGGCAUUCGCCUGGGGCCUCGGGGCCGUCCGGUCGCGGGUGUUCGGCCUUGACGCGGGGAAGUUCCCGCUGCUUGCUGCCGAAGGCUGCGCGGCCAUGCUGCCGUACGUCGACCUCUGCAACCAUGAUCCCGACAUUCCUCCCCAGCGUUGCCUUGUUCGCGAGAGCUCUGCAGGAGGCACCAUCGAGCUCGUGGCCGCCAGGGACUACGCGGAGGGCGACGAAGUGUUCAUCAGCUACGGCUUCAAGCGCAGCUCCGAGCUGAUGCUUGGCUGGGGCUUCCUGCUUCCGGGUGACGCCAACGACGCCGUGGAGCUGGAGAUGGGCGUCGAGAGGGCAAGGGACCCAUCCGCGACCUGCAGCCGGGCAUGCCGGUACGCGUUGUCCCUCUCGCCCGACUGCGAGCUUCUGGAGACGAGCUGCGACGGCGAGCCGUUGCCCGUGCGCGUGUUGCUCACGGCCUCGCAGCCGGUGCCGCGGCUGCUGCUGGGGCUGUGCCGCCUGGAGAGGCUGCCCGCGGCGGAGGCCGAGCAGCUGGCAGCUCUCGCCGGCGAGCAGGCGCUGGGCGAGUGGUUGCAGAGCGGCGCUGCGCUGGCCGGGAUGCGGUGCCCGGGCGCCUCGUGGGCUCUCCGCGGCGCCGCCCUGCUGGCGGACCUGCUGGCGGCCGCGUCUCUGCGGGCGGUGCUGCUCGCGCUCCUCGGGCGCUACCCGACCUCCCUGGGCGAGGACGAAGCGAUCCUGGAACGAGCCGAGGGCCCCCGCCGCCUGGCAGUGUCGCUGCGCGCCCGGGAGAAGCGCGUGCUCUGGGCGGGGCUGCGGGCGGUGGGCUCCGAGCUGGGCGCGGCGUUCCGCGGCGUGCUGGAGGCGGCGGCGGCGCGGCCGCUGGGGGCAGAGGCACAGUGUGCGGAGGUUCAGGGGGCCGUUGACGCGCAGCGUGCCCGCGUGGAGGAGGUGUUCAGGCAGCUCUGGGGGCCGAGCCUCGGCGAUGAGGAGGUCACUCGCGCCUCGUGGGUGCAGGCGUCCUACUACCUCUUCCUGUGUCUGCACCGUCUUCACGAGCACCCUGAGGCCCAGCAGAUGGCACUGGUGCCAGAGAGGUGGCCAGGUGUGCCGCGCGGGAUGGGCCACGGCACGAGCAUUGCCGCAGCCGUCGAAGGCAACGAGCUGCUGGCCACGUAUUGCGAGAAGAUGCGCAUGUGGGGAACCUACCUCGUCGCACAGUUCCUGGUGACUGGCAGGCUCAGCGUCGAGGACACCAACACCAUGUCGAAGGAGAGCGUCUCGAUCAGGAAGCAGACUGCGUGGAGCGUGCCUACGGCGGAGGCCUUGGACUGCCUCGCCCGCUUCACCCCGCUGCUCGAGCUCGGGGCCGGCUCCGGGCUCUGGGCGCGGCUGCUGCGCGGUCGGGGCGCGGACGUGCAGGCGCGGAGCCUCGGCAGGUGGAGCGGCCGCUUCGGCGGCGCAGCUGGUGGCGCGGGGCCGCCAGAGGAAGGGUGCUCGCUGGAGGCCGCGCCGGCCCUGGGUGUGGUGGCGGAGGGGGGGCCCGAGGCCGCUGCGAGCGGCGGCGAUCGGAACCUGGUGCUGAUGUGGCCGGACUACGGUGGCGGCGGCACUUUCGGCCUGGAGUGCUUGCGGGGCUGGCUCGCCGCGGGGGCCGCCGGGCGCGCGCGGCACUUGCUGUGUGUGGGCGAGUGGGGGCUCUGGCCGUCCGGGGUGCCAGGACUGGCCAACGGGCGUCCCGGCACCUUCGCCCUGGGCACCGGCGCGGGCGGGCACGGGCAGUCGUUUUCGCAGGAGUUCCAGGACCUCGUGGCGGAGCGGUUCGAGCUCGUUGAGGAGGUGCCGCUGCCCAGGUGGCCGCUCUUCGCGGACUCUCUGCGCGUCUUCCGGUUGCGCAGCUCCGGUCCGAACGCGCCAGCUGGUAGCAGUUGAUAGCCCCAGCACCAUUUGGUAGCCCGGGCACGGCAUCUGGUAGCCCGCGCACGGCAGGUGGUAGCGCGAACAUGCCAUCCGGUAGCCCGAGCACUCUUUCUGGUAGCCGUAGGAUCUGAUAUCGAACAGUUGGUGCAAUGUUGCUCCCGUGUGCGAACGUGCUGGCAGACUUGGGAUGGUGGCCAUGACUAGAGGGCCCUUGCUCGGCCGCAGACUGUUGGGCCUCGCGCGUGCGCACCAUGGUUCCCACGUUCCCAGAGACGCAUCUGUUUCGUCGUGCGCGGACGGGGGUA
Messenger RNA from Prorocentrum cordatum, 3071 nucleotides. The record is from the annotation of a GenBank genome assembly. Lineage: Eukaryota; Dinophyceae; Prorocentrales; Prorocentraceae.